UGGGAUCAUGACCUGAGCCAAAGACAGAGGCUUAACCCACUGAGCCACCCAGGUGCCCUCACACAUUAGUGUUUUAAAGCUGGUAUGAGUGGCCUAUUUAUCAGAUGAGGAAACAGAGACAUGCUCAGAUGGACAGAGGUUUAAGGUACAUGCUCAAGUUGUCCCUGUGGAAAGGGCCUGGCAGAGUAACUGUCUCUUGGGAGCAGCCCCACCCCAGGCAGGGACUGAAGAGAGCAGGGGAGAAGCUGUGCAGAGGGAGUGGUCCCCCUCCCCCCGGGUCCUCUCCUCCAUCCCUCCCUCAUCCCUCAGUCACUGACACUGUCACUGUUUCUCUCAGGUCAAGAUUUUCUCCCUAUCCAUGUUUACUGGGUCCCGGCUAUUUCAGCUGGAACAGUUAGCAGUUACUUCCUCCAGGAAGCCUUCCUGGAAUGCUCAGGUCAAGUCGAACCCAGCGCUGAUGGUUCCUCUGGCUUGGCUCCUGCCAACCCUGAGUUGAAACUGUCCUCAUUUUUAGCUCCCUCACUAGACUGGCAACGCAGUGGGCCACAAAAUGUUUGUCCAUCUGUCUCCCUGUUUUUUUCCAGGCUUUGCAUCUGUCUCUGAGUAUCUGGUCUGUGACAUUUUCGGUAUCUCUGUCUCUGUCUCCAUCCCUGGGUCCCUGAAUGUCUCGGCAUCUGUGGUUUUCUGGGUUUGACUGUUUUGGGGUCUCCCGUGCUGAGAUGCUGCCUAAAGACUCUCUGUAUCUCUGGGUCUCUAUCUCUGUCUCUGUCUCCUGGGUCUCCUUGCCCUGCCAGGCUGGGCAUUGCUCCUCUGGCCAGAGGGGGCCUCUGGGGGGGGUGGUCCCUGCUGCCCCGCCUGCCCACAGUGAGGCCAGGCAAGGGUAGGCCCCCGCCCAGCCCGCUGCCUGUUCCCUCCCUCCCUCCCGCUUGCCUCACCACAGGGUUUGAUGAAUCAAACUCUUUGUCUGGGUGGGAUCUCCCCCAGCCAGCUGGGCAGAGAGAGGGCUUCCCCAGCCGCGGGGAGCAGGAGCAGAACAAGAUCAGCAGCGGCCCUCGGCUGGAGAGGCCUGUCCCGAAGCUCCGGCAGACUCCUUGGGGAUGACUUCCUGCCCAGAGAGGACCCAGUCAGCCUGGCUCGAUCUGGGGCUGAGAGCCCGGGCCCAGGUGGGUGGCAGAGCAAAGGAGGAAUGGACUGUGGGCCACCUGCCACCCUCCAGUCCCACCUGGCUGGGCCACGUGGCACUGACCGCCGCCCAGUAGCUGUGUGCCAGCAGGAGAGUCUGUCCUUUGCAGAGCUGCCCACCCUGCAGCCCCCGAGCCCUGUGUGUCUGGAUCUCUUCCCUGUUGCCCCAGAGGAGCUUCGGGCUCCCGGCAGCCGCUGGUCCCUGGGGACCCCUGCUCCUCUCCAAGGGCUGCCAUGGCCACCAUCCCCAGAAGUCCCAGACACCGAGAUCUCCACCAGUGGGGGGCUGCGGCCCAGCAGAGCUGGCAGCUGGCCACACUGUCCUAGUGCCCAGCCCCAAGCUCUGGAGGGACCCUGGAGUCCCCAGCACCCACAGCCACAGCGCCGGGCCAGUCACGGCUCGGAGAAGAAAUCUGCUUGGCGCAAGAUGCGGGUCUAUCAGCGUGAAGAGCUCCCUGGCAGCCCCGGAGCCCAUGCUGUCUUCCUCGAGCCUGGCCAGGCAGCAGAGCAGACCCUGAGCACAGAGGAGCCUAGGCCACCGGAGCUGUCCGUACCCUCCAGGGUAGGCCUGGAGGGGCCUGAGCGCAGGCGCUUCUCAGCCUCCGAGUUGAUGACCCGCCUGCACUCUUCCCUGCGCCUGGGGCGGAAUUCAGCAGCCAGGGUGCUGACCCCAGGGUCAGGCACUGGUGCAGCUCGGGAAGGAAGAUCAUCUGGAAGGGAGUCGCGCAGUGUAGAGAUGAAGGUGGACGGUUUGGUGAUGCCAGCCCCUGUUGACCCGAGCGGGUGCCAUAGCGGCUGGCCCGAGCCCAGGCUGGACACGCCGGAAGAGCUGGCUCUGGGGUCCAGAAGCUCCAGCGAGCGGCGCCAGUCACGGUUUCUCCUUAACACGGUCCUCUACCAGGAAUACAGCGACGUGGCCAGCGCCCGCGAACUGCGGCGGCAGCAGCGCGAGGAGGAGGGCCCGGGGGACGAGGCGGAGGGCGCGGAGGAGGGGCCCGGGCCGCCGCGCGCCAACCUCUCCCCGAGCAGCUCCUUCCGGGCGCAGCGCUCGGCGCGAGGCUCCACCUUCUCGCUGUGGCAGGACAUCCCCGACGUGCGCGGCAGCGGCGUCCUGGCCACGCUGAGCCUGCGCGACUGCAAACUGCAGGAGGCCAAAUUUGAGCUGAUCACGUCCGAGGCGUCCUACAUCCACAGCUUGUCGGUGGCCGUGGGCCACUUCUUAGGAUCUGCUGAACUGAGCGAAUGUCUGGGGGUGCAGGACAAGCAGUGGCUGUUCUCCAAACUGCCCGAAGUCAAGAGCACGAGCGAGAGGUUUCUGCAGGACCUGGAGCAGCGGCUGGAGGCAGAUGUCCUGCGUUUCAGUGUGUGUGACAUUGUGCUGCACCACUGUCCAGCCUUCCGCCGAGUGUACCUGCCCUAUGUCACCAACCAGGCUUACCAGGAGCGCACCUACCAGCGCUUGCUCCUGGAGAACCCCAAGUUCCCUGGCAUCCUGGCUCGCCUGGAGGAGUCUCCCGUAUGCCAACGUCUGCCCCUCACCUCCUUCCUUAUCUUGCCAUUUCAGAGGAUCACCCGCCUCAAGAUGCUGGUUGAGAACAUCCUGAAACGGACAGCACAGGGCUCGGAAGACGAAGACAUGGCCACCAGAGCCUUCAAUGCACUCAAGGAGCUGGUACAAGCGUGCAAUGCCAGCGUGCAGUCCAUGAAGAGGACAGAGGAGCUCAUCCAUCUGAGCAAGAAGAUCCACUUUGAGGGCAAGAUCUUCCCACUGAUCUCGCAAGCCCGCUGGCUGGUUCGGCAUGGGGAGCUAGUGGAGCUGGCACCACUGCCCGCAGCGCCGCCUGCCAAGUUGAAGCUGUCCAGCAAGGCAGUCUACCUGCACCUUUUCAAUGACUGCUUGCUGCUCUCCCGGCGGAAGGAGCUAGGGAAGUUCGCCGUGUUCGUCCACGCCAGGAUGGCCGAGCUCCAGGUGAAGGACCUGAGCCUAAAGCUGCAAGGCGUCCCCGGCCACGUGUUCCUCCUCCAGCUCCUCCAUGGGCCCCACGCGAAGCACCAGUUCCUGCUGAGGGCCCGGACAGAAAGUGAGAAGCAGCGAUGGAUCUCAGCCCUGUGUCCCUCCAGCUCCCAGGAGGAUAAAGAGUUCUUCAGCGAGGGCCAAGACCGCCCCCAGGUUCAGUGCGUCAGGACGUACAAGGCUUUGCAGCCAGACGAGCUGACUCUGGAGAAGACGGACAUCCUGGCCGUGAGGACCCAAACCAGUGACGGCUGGCUGGAGGGGGUCCGCCUGGCAGAUGGUGAGAAGGGGUGGGUGCCCCAGGCCUAUGUGGAAGAGAUCAGCAGCCUCAGUGCCCGCCUUCGAAACCUCCGAGAGAAUAAACGGAUCACAAGUGCGCCCAGCAAACUGGGGGAGCCCCCCGCCUGAGGCGGGGGAUGCCAGCUCCGUGCCCAGUUCCUGGACAGGUCUGCAGGGACCUCUGGUGUCGCAUGCCCCAGGCCGCUGCUGGUGUUCCAUUGCCUGGCGUCCGGAGUACAGCCCGUCCUCACGCUCCUCCCCGUCCACUUCAGGGCCGACACCAGUUUCUUCCUCUGGCAUAGGGACUGCACAGGUGACCUGUGGUAUCUGGCAAGGACUGGGGCUCACUCCAUGCUGCCUGACUCUUGGUCCCUCUGGCAGGGACCCGGCUGGGGACAGCUCUGGUGCUGACGGGUGCUGGGACGUAUAUAUAGAGAGAUGUAUAUAUAUCUGGGGUCUUCUGGCCAGAGCCUGCAUGGGCCCUGGCGGCUGUGACUUUUCUGUAAAUAAACUCCCAUGAUGCCUUGGC
Molecule: messenger RNA, 4004 nt
Organism: Neogale vison (American mink)
Lineage: Eukaryota; Metazoa; Chordata; Mammalia; Carnivora; Mustelidae
Gene: ARHGEF19
Product: Rho guanine nucleotide exchange factor 19
Exons: 17
Coding region: 947-3604 (885 amino acids)
Biological process (GO): activation of GTPase activity; regulation of actin cytoskeleton organization
Molecular function (GO): guanyl-nucleotide exchange factor activity; protein binding
Source: RefSeq, a predicted model, not a curated record